AAUGCCUGCCAUGGCUGCCGCCGCACUCUCGCCGGAGCGUGUGCCGUCGUAGCACCUUCUCGUCGGCGCCGCGCCCGGAUCGCCGUAGUCCAGCCACACGGCACGGAUGCAGAGAGAGAUGAAGCGCCACGACGCGGGAACGCCGCGCGCGCGCCGCCGUGUGUGCGGCGCGCUUCUGCUUCACCUGCUGCUCCUGUCGGCGGCCUCGCUGCGCCUGCGCGGCGCGACCGCCGCUCCGGGAGAAGCGGAGGCGCUCCUCGCGUGGAAGGAUAGCCUGCCGCGCGCGGCAGCGGCGCUUGGCUCGUGGACGACGCCGUCGCCGCCGAACGUGAACGCGGCCGUCGCGGCGUGCGGGUGGCGCGGCGUGGCGUGCGACGCCUCCGGCAGCGUGGUGGGCGUCGACGUGGCCGGCGCGGGCAUCGCCGGCACGCUCGUAGCGCUCAACCUCUCGUCACUGCCCAGCCUCGCCAGCCUCAACCUUAGCCUCAACGCGCUCACGGGGGCGUUCCCGUCGAACGUGUCGUCGCCGCUGCUCAACCUGAGGUCCGUCGAUCUCUCCAGCAACAACUUGUCCGGCCCGAUCCCGGCGGCGCUGCCGGCGCUCAUGCCCAACCUCGAGCAUCUCAACCUUUCGUCCAACCAGUUCUCCGGCGAGAUACCGGAGUCCCUCGCAAAGCUGGCGAAGCUCCAGAGCGUCGUUCUUGGUUCCAACCUGCUUCACGGCGGCGUGCCUCCGGCGCUCGGCAAUAUCUCCGGACUGCGAACGCUCGAGCUCUCCAGUAACCCGUUGGGCGGCGCGAUCCCUGCCUCUCUCGGCAAGCUCCGAUCGCUGGAGCACAUCAACGUCAGCCUCGCCGGGCUGGAGUCCACCAUUCCCGACGAGCUCAGCCUCUGCGCCAACCUCACCGUCAUUGGCCUUGCCGGAAACAAGCUCACCGGCAAGCUGCCGCUGGCGCUGGCGAGGCUGACGAACGUUCGGGAGUUCAACGUCUCCAAGAACAUGCUCUCCGGCGAGGUCUUGCCGGACUACUUCACCGCCUGGACCAACCUCAAGGUGUUCCAGGCGGACGGCAACCGUUUCACCGGCGAGAUUCCCAAGGAGGUUGCCAUGGCGUCGAGGUUGGAGUUCCUCUCCUUGGCCACCAACAACCUCUCCGGCGCGAUCCCACCGGUGAUCGGAAUGCUGGCCAACCUCAAGCUGCUUGACCUCUCCGAGAACAAGUUCGCCGGCACGAUCCCCCGCACGAUCGGCAACCUCACGAACCUCGAGACGCUGCGGCUGUACACCAACAAGCUCACCGGCCGGCUGCCGGACGAGUUCGCGAACAUGACGGCGCUGCAGAAGCUGUCCAUUAGCACCAACAUGCUGGAGGGCGAGCUGCCGGCGGGGCUCGCCCGGUUGCCAAAUCUCGUCGGCCUCGUCGCCUUCAACAACCUCUUCUCCGGGACCAUCCCGCUCGAUUUCGGCCGGAACGGCCAGUUCGCCAUUAUCAGCAUGGCAAACAACCGCUUCUCCGGCGGGCUGCCUCGGGGCGUAUGCGCGAGCGCCGCCCGCCUCCAGUGGCUCGGCCUCGACGACAACCGCUUCUCCGGCACCGUGCCGGCUUGCUACCGCAGCUUGAAGAACCUGAUGCGCCUCCGGAUGGCAAGGAACCAGCUCGCCGGCGACGUGUCGGAGAUCCUCGGGUCGCACCCCGACCUGUACUACCUUGACCUGUCCGGCAACUCGUUUGACGGCGAGCUCCCCGAGCAAUGGGCGCAGUUCAAGAGCCUCUCCUUCCUCCACCUGGACGGCAACAAGAUCGCCGGCAAAAUUCCAGCCAGCUACGGCUCCAUGGCCUUGCAAGAUUUGGACCUCUCGUCGAACCGUCUCGCCGGCGCGAUCCCGCCGGAGCUCGGGAAGUUACCGUUGACCAAACUGAACCUGCGUCGCAACAUGCUGUCGGGGCGUAUCCCUCUAACACUGGGCAACGCCACGAAGAUGGAGAUGCUUGACUUGUCCGGGAAUGUGCUCGACGGCGGCGUUCCGGUGGAGCUGACGAAGCUGGCCAAGAUGUGGUAUCUCAACCUGAGCAGCAACAACCUCUCCGGCGAGGUGCCGGCUCUGCUCGGCAAGAUGAGGUCGCUGAUGGCGCUUGACCUCAGUGGGAACCCGGGGUUGUGUGGCCGCGACAUUGCCGGGCUGAGUUCUUGCAGCUCGAGCUCCACCGGCGGCGGCGACCAUCGGAAGAGGCUGAUACUUGCCGUCACGCUUGCCAUCGCCGCCGCGCUUGUUGUGUCCAUUGUCGUGGUGGCUUGCUUGGUGCGCCGUAAUGCGAGGCGAGCCGUCGUCGUAGAGAAGGCGGAGACGUCAGCGAGCAGCAGCUCGACGGCGACGAUGCAGGCUUCGAUAUGGAGCAAGGAGACGACGUUUUCCUUCGGCGACAUCCUGGCGGCGACGGAGCACUUCAACGACGCGUACUGCAUCGGCAAGGGAAGCUUCGGGACCGUGUACCGCGCCGACCUCGCCGGCGGCCGCUCCGUCGCCGUGAAGCGGCUGGACGCGUCGGAGACCGGUGACGCGUGCUGGGGCAUCAGCGAGAAGAGCUUCGAGAACGAGGUGAGGGCGCUGACGCGCGUCCGCCACCGCAACAUCGUCAAGCUCCACGGCUUCUGCGCCAUGGGCGGGUACAUGUACCUGGUGUACGAGCUCGCCGAGAGGGGCAGCCUCGGCAAGGUGCUGUACGGUGGACGCGACGGCGGCGGCAACAAGUUCGACUGGCCGGCGAGGCUGAGGGCGAUCAGGGGCCUCGCGCACGCGCUCGCCUACCUCCACCACGACUGCUCGCCGCCGAUGAUCCACCGCGACGUCUCCGUCAACAACGUCCUGCUCGACCCGGACUUCGAGCCGCGGGUGUCGGACUUCGGCACGGCGAGGUUCCUCGCCCCCGGCCGCUCCAACUGCACCAGCAUCGCCGGCUCCUACGGCUACAUGGCACCAGAGCUGGCGUACAUGAGGGUGACGACCAAGUGCGACGUGUACAGCUUCGGCGUCGUGGCAAUGGAGAUGCUGAUCGGCAAGUACCCCGGCGGGCUCAUCAGCUCCCUGGAGCAUUCGGCCGAGGGGCAAGGCGGCGAUGGCGAGUCGUCGUCGUCGCGGCGGAUGCUUCUCAAAGACGUGGUGGAUCAGAGGCUGGACACUCCGGCGGGGCAGGUUGCCGGUCAGGUCGUGUUCGCCUUCGUCGUGGCGCUGUCGUGCGUCCGGACGAGCCCCGACGCCCGGCCGACCAUGCGCGCCGUCGCGGAGGAGCUCGCCGCUCGCCGGCGACCGCUCCUGGACAGGCCGUUCGGCACGAUCAGGAUAGGCGACCUGACUAAUUCUCACAGAUGAGGAAAUAAAUCGUGUCGAAAUGUCGAUUCUUUGUGCUGAUGACAGUAGUGUUUUUUUCUAGUUUUUGUACAGUGAUAUUGUGAUAAGACAUGUAAAGCUUAAUGAAAUUACAAGCACAUUGUGAUAAGACAUUAUGGGCACGAACGUGCACUCACUGUUGGGCCAAAUCUGCACCAACUUAUGGGCUAA
This is a messenger RNA of Oryza brachyantha (malo sina), 3559 nucleotides long. RefSeq names its product probable leucine-rich repeat receptor-like protein kinase At1g35710. The record is from RefSeq and is a predicted model, not a curated record. Gene Ontology annotation, molecular function: ATP binding; protein kinase activity; protein binding. The transcript is spliced from 2 exons. The coding region runs from base 107 to 3370 and encodes 1087 amino acids. Gene Ontology annotation, biological process: protein phosphorylation. NCBI's taxonomy places the organism in Eukaryota, Viridiplantae, Streptophyta, Magnoliopsida, Poales, Poaceae.